AGAAUUCAAAAUCUUACUUGUGGUGUUCUUCCCAGAAGAUCAAAGUCAACAGAACUCAGCUACUUGUAGAAGAAGAAAGGCUACUUCUUCUGUAACUAACUGUUUAUGCAAAUCCAAACACAUCCCUAACCUUAGUAACCUAUAAAAACACCCCUCUCCUUCAUCUUCUUCCCCAUCACGAUUCAUAAAAAAUCCAAUUUCAUAACAACCAUGUCCAUCUCCAACCUCCUCCUACUUUUCUCUCUCCUCCUGCCAUUCAUCGCUUCUGAAGCUCGAGAUCUCCACACAAUUAAAUUCCGAUCACCGGGACUUUACCCCGAAGGCUUAACUUACGAUCCUUCCUCCCAACACUUCAUCGUUGCAUCGCUCCGUGGAAGCAACACCUUCCUCUCCGUCUCCGAUGCCGGUGUCACCGAAACCCUAACCCAAAUUUCCACACAACUCCCUUUAAAUUCAACAAUUCUCGGGCUCUCCGUCGACCACCGCAAUCGCCGUCUCCUCGCCGCCGUCAAUUCCGAAUCCAAACCUUUUCUCGCCUCCUUCCACCUCCACCGCUCCUCCCUCGACCUCCAAUUCCUCUCUCCUCUUCCUUCCUCCGGUAUCGCAAACGGCGUUGCUCUCGACCCCUUCGGAAACGCAUACGUCACUAACUCCGAGGAAGACUUCAUCUGGAAAGUUGACCAAAACGGCACCGUCUCUGUCCUCUCAAAAUCGCCUCUCUUCACACAUUAUCCAGUAGAUCGCACCUCACCGUACUCCUACAGUGGGCUCAACGGCGUCGUUUACGUGAACACUAAAGGCUACCUCCUUGUCGUCCAGUCAAACACCGGAAAAAUGUUCAAAGUUGACACCGUUGACGGCACCACAAGAGCUGUUAUCUUACCGGAAGACUUACAGUUAGCGGACGGUAUAACCGUCAGAGAUGACGGGGUCGUGGUGGUAGUUUCCAUGAACAGCGCGUGGUACUUGAAGAGUGACGACAGCUGGGCCCAAGGGGUUGUAAUUGACAAAAUUGCCCUUGAUAAAGAAGGGUAUCCCACGUCAGUGACAAUUGGAGGUGGAGGGAGGGUAUAUGUGGUAUAUGGGUAUGUUCAGGAGGCUAUAAAGGGAAAUUCGCAGGAGAGAGAAUGGUUUAGGAUUGAGGAGAUUCGGUCCAAGAGCGAGGAGGAAGAGAGUUGGUUGUGGCCAUUUUUGCUGAUUGGGCUGGGCUUGGCUUAUUUUGCUUUUUGGAGAUUGCAAAUGGGCCAACUUGUUAAGAAUAUGGAUAGAAAACGUGUUUAGGUUGGGCUCUUUUGUACUAUUUAUUUUUCAAUUUUGUUUCUUUUAUUUACGUUUUCUUUUUACAUGUUUGACACUUUAUUGCUCGAUGUAGACGAAUUUGAUUUUAGAUUUUGACAUUUAAUUAACUAAACUAGUUGUCAUCGUGA
This is a messenger RNA of Spinacia oleracea (spinach), 1427 nucleotides long. RefSeq lists its product as uncharacterized. Bases 211 to 1281 code for a protein of 356 amino acids. Gene Ontology annotation, cellular component: endoplasmic reticulum. The record is from RefSeq and is a predicted model, not a curated record. Lineage: Eukaryota; Viridiplantae; Streptophyta; Magnoliopsida; Caryophyllales; Amaranthaceae. The transcript has a single exon.